CAGAUUCCGCGCCAGCAUGCGAGAAGGCCGCGUCAAGACCGUCUAUAUUCUCUCGGACGAAGAAGACGCCGCCGUCGACUUUGCCGCCGCAGCUGAGACGCCACCGGGGGCGUGGAAGACACCGCUCUUUACAAACGCGUGCGCCGACGCGCCCAACCUCGCGAUGGCCGUCUGCUGCCCGUGCGUCGCGCUCGGAAAAGUGCUUGCGAUCGUCGGUGUCAUGAGCUGCAAGCGCGCGGUCGUGGCCAGCGGUCUUUGGCUCCUCCUGCUUUUGCUGGCCAUUUUGAACCUCCAGAGCGAGUCGCCGUGGCCAGGCGGUCCGGGCGGUGCGUACAGCGUUGGAUUUGUCAUCGCCCUUGCGCUCGUGCCAUCGCUCACGCUCUUCAACCUCCGCUUUCACAUCCGCGACCACGACAGCAUUCCCAAAGCCGACUGGGAAGACGUGUGCUGUGCGAUCUGGUGCUUUCCAUUCGUGCUCGCGCAAAUGACGAUUCAAGUCGAAGCCAACACGCCCGGCGAGUGCGAUUUUGAAGACAAUGCGACGCUGAUUGCGUACUCGACGGCCUAGUCUUUUGUUUGUUUGUUCACUAA
This is a messenger RNA of Saprolegnia parasitica CBS 223.65, 591 nucleotides long. RefSeq lists its product as hypothetical. The transcript has a single exon. Bases 17 to 568 code for a protein of 183 amino acids. NCBI's taxonomy places the organism in Eukaryota, Oomycota, Saprolegniomycetes, Saprolegniales, Saprolegniaceae. The record is from RefSeq and is a predicted model, not a curated record.